AUGUGUGCGGGAACCAAUAGCUACCGCGCUAGCAAGAACGCCACGGGCGUCUUGGGGAAGAAGUUGACCAAAGGCUUGCAACUAGACAGCAACGGAUGUGAAUAUGACUUUGAGGAUGUGUUAGAUGGGCCGCUAGCGAAGACGCCAGCAAUCCACUUUCGCCUCGUUCAACCGGAUGAGCGCCUAUCUACGGCGCAGAAGUACCUCAAGCAGAAGGUUAUUGACAGUCUUCCGAGAGUAACCCACGCAAAGCCUGCGAUCACUAGUGAUCAUCUGAGACUCAGCGAUCGUCUAGAACAUUGCGAACAGACUGCUGCAGAGUUAUCGACGCAGCCCCCAAGGUCAGCAGAAGAGCACCUCGAUUGGCCUGGAACUGCGUCGCACAACUCUCCUUACGCAUACUACCACUCAGGUGAGACAUUCGGCAGCCGUCCGAGAGCAACAUCCUGCGAGAGUACAACCAGCACGGUGGACUUUCGCUUGAAAGAGAACUCUCCGAUCAACAGUAUCGCCAACCCUUACAUCUCCCGGUCCUUCGACAGUCGUUCCGGAAACCAAACCGACGCGACACACAGUGUGAGUCGACCACGAACUUCGAAGCAUGGCCCUAGCUCGCUGGAGGAAGAGGACGACCAGUAUGUGCCGACCACGCAUGCACCUCGGCCGUUAAUGAAACGCAUGGAUAACGCGGAGUGGGACGACGAAAGAGACUUGGGAACAGAGAGAGAAGUCGGGAUCGCACCUCUGAAAGAUGCAGAUCAGAGAAUCGUCAGCUGA
Messenger RNA from Anthostomella pinea, 777 nucleotides. The record is from the annotation of a GenBank genome assembly. Lineage: Eukaryota; Fungi; Ascomycota; Sordariomycetes; Xylariales; Xylariaceae.